This is a messenger RNA of Eupeodes corollae, 945 nucleotides long. Its product is annotated as pupal cuticle protein Edg-78E-like. NCBI's taxonomy places the organism in Eukaryota, Metazoa, Arthropoda, Insecta, Diptera, Syrphidae. Gene Ontology annotation, cellular component: chitin-based extracellular matrix. Gene Ontology annotation, molecular function: structural constituent of chitin-based larval cuticle. The record is from RefSeq and is a predicted model, not a curated record. Bases 108 to 701 code for a protein of 197 amino acids. The transcript is spliced from 2 exons.
AAAUCGGCUACAUUCGGGCUAAAACCAUUAAAACUUCUCUAAGCUCUCAAGGAAUAACAACACAAGUUGCUCAUCCAACAAUCCAAAAAUAUCCUCAUUCCGUCAGAAUGUUCAAAAUUUUCAUGGUUACCGCUGUCCUUGCCAGCAGUUAUUCUGCUGCCAAUCCCAUUGAUGCUUCUGCUCAGGUAAACAAUCAUGGUAGUGAAAUUAAUCCCGAUGGCAGUUACAGCUAUCAUUUUGACACCACAAAUGGAAUAUCUGCACAAGAAUCUGGAAUUGGAGGUCAUUAUGCCAGUGGCACAUCACAGUACUAUAAUCCUGAUGGAGAGCUCAUUGAGUUGACCUACACCGCCGAUGAGAAUGGAUUCCAGCCCAAAGGUGCUCAUUUGCCAACACCCCCACCAAUUCCAGAGGCCAUUCAAAGAGCUUUGGAAUACAUUCGUUCUCAUCCACCACACGAGGAUCAAAACAAAUAUGAUCAUCACCAGGGACAACAGCAUCAACAUGAACAGCAAUAUCAUCAUCAACAAGAGCAACAGCAUCAUGAACAACAGUAUCAUCAACCUCAGGAACAACAGCAUCAUGAACAACAAUAUCACCAUCAACAGGAACAACAGCAUCAUGUGCAGCAGUAUCAUCAUGAAGGACAUCAGCAACAGCAUCAUGAAGAACCUUUAUACCAUCAUCAGAGAAGAUUCUAGACAUGAUUUAGAUUGAAAAUGCGAAGACAUCAAAUGUCUAAUUAUUAUUGUUGAGUAACGAACAGUUUUGGUUUAUAAAUCCCCCUCUUUACGAUCGAGUAUUAAAAAUCAUUUAUUAAGCGAAAAAAAAAAUAAUUUUGUUUGUAAUAAUUUAAAAGGUCUACAAAGUAAAGGCUGAACCUUAUUUCAAAAUGUACAAGUAGAAUUACGGAAAAAGAACUAUGCGUGAAACAGAAACAGCGUC